Acanthoscelides obtectus is the source of this 1180-nucleotide messenger RNA. NCBI's taxonomy places the organism in Eukaryota, Metazoa, Arthropoda, Insecta, Coleoptera, Chrysomelidae. The record is from the annotation of a GenBank genome assembly.
AGCGAAUUGUCUUGAUGUCAUUUUGUAGUUUUAAAUUUUGGAUUUCUAAUAUUUGUAUUUUUGUCUGCCACUGGGAUAUUUUUCUAAAACAGUGCCAAAGGUAAGAAAUAUAUCCUAAUCGGACAUGACGGGCUUGAGAAGUGAAAUGCGAUACCUGAAUCCCUAUGAUGUUCACAAAAUGCUGAUAAACGAAUAUGUUUUGCGACGGCCUGGGGACACCGCUUUAUUAAAAAGAGACGCAUCCAAGGAUAGAACAGAUUACCAUGUAAUCAGAGACAAUCACAAAUUCCUUUGGGACGACAAUGAUACCCCUUUGACUUGGGAAGAGCAGUUUGCUAGAAAAUAUUAUGAAAAAUUGUUUAAAGAAUACUGCAUUGGGGAUUUGAGUUUGUACAAAGAAAACAAGGUAUAAUCGGAUCGCCUUACUUACUAGAAAUGAGUUUGUAAGGUGGCAUUGAGAUGGCGAAUAGAAAAAGAAGUCAUCAGUGGCAAAGGACAGUUUAUCUGCGGUAAUAAGAAAUGCAACAGUGACGAGAAUCUGAGAACUUGGGAGGUCAAUUUUGCAUAUAUAGAGAAGGGAGAAAAGAAAAAUGCAUUAGUUAAAAUAAGAUUGUGUCCUGCCUGUUCAAAAAAACUGAACUACCACACACGAAAGAAAGAGAUCAAAAGGUUAAAAAAAGGGAGCAAGAGAAAAUCAAAAUCAGAAAAAGAAACAGAUGAUACUCAUCAUGCUUCUUCAAGUAGUAAGGAAUCGUGCAGUAGUGACAGCCAAAAGGUUAAUAAUGAAGAGUUAGCUUCAACUUCAGCUAUCAAUAAUGAGGAGUCACCAUGGGAAAAUCACAAACCAGUGGAAGUUAAGUCAAGAGAAGAAGAAAUGGAAGAGUAUUUACAAGAUUUGCUUCUUUAGAACUAGACGUACAUAGUAAUGCUUUUUUUUAUUGAUUUUAAAGUAUGUUAUAUUUCAAAAUACUACUUCAGUAAUAGAAUUCACAAAACUGAAAAAAUACAAGACAUUUGAGUCUUGUCAUAUUUUCCAAAUAUACAUAUCUAUGCGUCAACAGGUUAGUUGUUUUUUAUUACCCUUUCCUAACUGACUAUUCAAGGGCAACCAGUGCAAAUUUCUUAGGACUCCCAAAUCGUAGCUCCAGGCUCUACCUUGGCACUUAAGUUACAGGCUCUG